Molecule: messenger RNA, 3081 nt
Organism: Periophthalmus magnuspinnatus
Lineage: Eukaryota; Metazoa; Chordata; Actinopteri; Gobiiformes; Gobiidae
Gene: cars1
Product: cysteinyl-tRNA synthetase 1
Exons: 23
Coding region: 130-2604 (824 amino acids)
Biological process (GO): cysteinyl-tRNA aminoacylation
Cellular component (GO): cytoplasm
Molecular function (GO): ATP binding; cysteine-tRNA ligase activity
Source: RefSeq, a predicted model, not a curated record
UACUGCAAAACGUUCCCACUAAAUCGUAGUAGAAACAAGAGUUCCGGUUCCUACCCGUCAGCAUAAAGUGUCGGCUCAUCUUCCGGGCACGUUAUUGUUGCAUCAGCACCGAGCCAUCCUCAGUCUACAAUGUCGACCCCAGGAGAGUCAGCGUUUCCCUUCGGCCCCCUGCUCCAGAUCACAGACGCGGCUGAGCUCUCCGAAGCUCUGGACCGUUACUUGGAGACACGCAGUUACCUGAGCGGGUUUGCCCCCACCUGCAUCGACCACAAAACCAUUAAACUGCUUCGCACCCCCCCACCCCCACGACUCAAGCAUGCCCUCCGCUGGUACAGGCAUAUAACAGCACUGCAACCACAGGAAGACUCAGGGCAGGACUCGAACUGCAUGAAAGGGAAGCGCGUCCAGCCAUCCUGGUCAGCUCCAUCAGGCACUGAAGUCCCACAGCUCAGACUCUACAACAGCCUCACCAGGAGCAAGGAGCUGUUUGUUCCUCAGAAUGGAAACAAAGUGACGUGGUAUUGCUGUGGACCUACAGUGUACGACGCCUCACAUAUGGGGCAUGCCAGGUCGUACAUUUCCUUUGACAUUCUGCGGAGGAUACUGAAGGACUACUUUAAAUAUGAUGUCCUCUACUGCAUGAACAUCACAGACAUCGAUGAUAAGAUCAUUAAAAGAGCACGACAGAACUACCUUUUGGAGCAGUACAGAGACAAACAGCCUUCAGCAGCACAGAUCCUGCAGGACGUCCUGAGCGCCCGAGGGCCGUUCCAGUCGAGUCUGGCCUCCACCACUGACCCAGAUAAGAAGCAGAUGAUGGAGAGACUCGACACCGCUGUCACUUCUGCACUUCAGCCACUAGAGGCCGCUGUGAACAACAAGGCACCAGACACAGAGCUGCAGCCACUAGCACAGGCCCUGUUGGAGAGCUCGAAGGACCUGCUCUCUGAAUGGUUGGACAAACAGUUCGGGACCUCGGUCAUAGAAAACUCAAUCUUCUCCACUUUGCCCAAAUACUGGGAAUCUGAGUACCACAAGGACAUGGACGCACUCAAUGUCCUUCCCCCUGACGUCCUCACUCGGGUUAGUGAGUACGUGCCAGAGAUUGUGGAGUUUGUCGAGAGGAUCGUCAAAAAUGGAUAUGGAUAUGAAUCAAACGGCUCAGUCUAUUUUGACACUGCGAAGUUUGAUGGCAGCCCUCAGCACUCUUACGCAAAACUGGUCCCAGAGGCAGUGGGUGACCAGAAGGCCCUACAGGAGGGAGAGGGAGACCUGAGCAUCUCUGCAGACAGACUGAGUGAAAAGAAGUCUCAGAAUGACUUUGCCCUGUGGAAAGCCUCUAAACCUGGGGAACCGUCCUGGGACUCCCCCUGGGGCAAGGGCAGACCGGGCUGGCACAUCGAAUGCUCGGCGAUGGCUGGGACCAUUUUGGGAGAAUCUAUGGACAUUCACGGAGGAGGCUUUGACCUGCGUUUCCCUCACCAUGACAAUGAACUUGCUCAGUCUGAAGCCUACUUUGAUAAUGAUUACUGGGUGCGUUACUUCCUGCACACGGGGCAUCUGACCAUCGCUGGCUGCAAAAUGUCCAAAUCUCUGAAAAACUUCAUCACCAUUAAAGAUGCUCUAGCUAAAAACACAGCUCGUCAGCUCCGUUUGGCAUUCCUGAUGCAUGCCUGGAAAGACACUUUGGAUUAUUCCCCCAACACCAUGGAGUCAGCCGUGCAGUAUGAGAAGUUUAUGAAUGAGUUUUUUUUGAAUGUAAAAGACAUCCUCAGAGCGCCCACUGACAUCACAGGACGGUUUGAGAAAUGGGAGGAGCCAGAGGUUGAGCUGAACAACAGUUUCUAUGAGAGGAAGCGCUUGGUGCACGAGGCCCUGUGUGAUAAUAUGGACACUCGUACGGCUCUGGAGGAGAUGAGGGUCCUGGUUGGCCACAGCAACAGCUACGUCGCUAACAGGAAGAGUGCUAAACUACGACCCAACCGAAUGCUACUGGAAAGCAUAGCAACCUACCUCACAUACAUGCUCAAGGUCUUUGGUGCCAUUGAAGGAUCAGAGCCCAUUGGUUUCCCAGUUGGAGGACAAAGCCAAAGUGUGGAUUUGGAGAGAACAGUGAUGCCUUACCUCACAGUGCUGUCAGAUUUCAGAGAAAACAUUCGCAAAAUUGCCAGAGAACAGAAAGUGACUGAGUUGUUGCAGCUUUGUGAUGUGGUUCGUGAUGAUACUCUGCCAGAACUUGGCGUCAGACUGGAGGACCAUGAAGGACUGCCCACAGUGGUUAAGCUGGUCGACCGAGAAACACUGCUAAGGGAGAGAGAUGAGAAGAAGAAGUUGGAAGAGGAGAAGAUGAGAAAGAAGGAAGAGGCAGCUAAGAAGAAACGAGAGCAAGAGAUGGCUAAACUGGCUAAGAUGAAGAUCCCUCCAUGUGAAAUGUUCCGCUCAGAGACUGACAAAUAUUCAAAGUUUGAUGAAACGGGCUUCCCGACACAUGACGCAGAGGGCAAGGAGCUGAGCAAAGGCCAAGCCAAAAAACUGAGAAAACUCUUCGAAGCUCAGGAGAAACUGCACAACGAAUAUCUGCAGAUGAACCAAAACGGAAACUGAUAUAAAGACUUAAUGUUAAAUCUCCACAUCUUUAAAUAAUGGGGCCAUCCUAAUACAAUACAUCAUAUACAAUUGAAGCAAGUCCAUUUUUAUAUUUUGGAAACAAUGGAUGUAAUUAAAUGUUAUAGAACAGUUGAUAUGGUAGGAUUUGUAUGACAAAACUGGUGACUAUCUCUCACUGCCAUCUCUGCCAAUGAUUUCAUAUUUUUGGUAUUUUUCCAUUGGAAUUUAAAGCUACAUUGGAUAAUAAUAAUGGGUCAACUAUUAAUAAAAAAAGGCACAUUUGCAUGCAUUUUGAAUAUUGUGGGCAAAUAUUGUCUAAUUAAGUAAAAAUAUAGGCAGAAUUGUAUAAUUAACUUGUGCAAUAAAAAAAAAAAAAAAGGAAAACCACUACUCAUCAGAAACUGCUUACAAACCAUUUGUCAUCUGACAAAGCAAUUCUUGAAAAUUAAAUCCCUACUGUGUAAACAUUUCAGC